Molecule: messenger RNA, 264 nt
Organism: Chanos chanos (milkfish)
Lineage: Eukaryota; Metazoa; Chordata; Actinopteri; Gonorynchiformes; Chanidae
Gene: ctxn1
Product: cortexin 1
Exons: 1
Coding region: 1-264 (87 amino acids)
Source: RefSeq, a predicted model, not a curated record
AUGAGUGAUGUCCCCACGCUGGACUACGAGCUGCUCUCCCCGGGCCCCUCGCUCUCUGGCGCCCCCUCCAGUCCGCCGCUGGUCGGCGACGCCGAGCAGAAGACCGCGUUCGCCUUCGUGGGACUCCUAAUGCUGUUCCUGGUGUUCCUGCUGGUUCGUUGCUUCCGGAUCCUUCUGGACCCUUACAGCCGGAUGCCUGCGUCUUCAUGGACCGACCACAAGGAGGGGCUGGAGAGGGGACAGUUUGACUACGCGCUGGUGUAA